Ricinus communis (castor bean) is the source of this 2530-nucleotide messenger RNA. RefSeq names its product WRKY transcription factor 72B. Gene Ontology annotation, molecular function: sequence-specific DNA binding; DNA-binding transcription factor activity. Lineage: Eukaryota; Viridiplantae; Streptophyta; Magnoliopsida; Malpighiales; Euphorbiaceae. The record is from RefSeq and is a predicted model, not a curated record. The coding region runs from base 445 to 2400 and encodes 651 amino acids. Gene Ontology annotation, biological process: regulation of DNA-templated transcription. The transcript has 6 exons.
CCAUCGACCAAUCUCUUUGCGACCUCUGUAAUCUAUAUUAUAUUAUGAAACUUCUUCUCUACUACUAGUAUUAGGUGGGUCCGGUCAUUGCGGCUUAAACCCCUCUCUCUAUAUUCUUAUUUUAAUAUUCUUUUCGUCUUAAUUUACAUUGGUUGAAGUUGAAUUCUUCUGGUUUUUUUUUUUUUCGAGAAAUAUUGAAAGGUAAUGCGUAUAUAUAUUAAUCAGCUGUAGUACGUACUACUGUUUUCUUUAGUGCAAAUUGGAUUGAGGGUGUUGACAUUUUAUUUUCUUCAUCUUUCUAUGCCUGUAAGUUUGAAUUUCUCUAAAGAUACGAGUCAAAUACUGCAUGCUCCAGUAUAUAUAUUAGAAGGUGAGGGUGUUAUUGAGAUGGUUAUAUGAAAAGGAAUAGUAAAAAGAGAAUAUCAAGCAAGAGACGAAAGGGUCAUGGAGGAUCAUGCCUUAAUGAGAAGAUCUGGACAUGGAGGUUUGCCCAAGGAAGAGAUACCACCUCCUGAUUCUAGUAGUGGUGGGGGUGAUGAUCAAGGUUCUUGCAGAGAAGAUAUUGUUGCUAAGGUUGGAAACAAAAGACCAUACCAUGAGACUGAUGACAUCAAGUCAUCUUUAUCAGAACCUAAUAAAGAUUUAAGCUGGAAUAAGCAGGUAGGUAUAGCGACGAACAAGGAAAGACCCACCAUGGAUUUUUAUUCAAAAGCAUCUUCUUCCAGCCCAAAGCAACAGGACAAUUGGCUUGAAUCAGCAAGAGCUGAAAUGGAAGAGGUGAGAAAAGAAAAUCAAAGACUGAAAUUGUACUUGGGUCAAAUGAUGAAAGAUUACCAAGCUCUUCAAAAGCAAUUCUAUGAAAUUAUUCAACAAGAAGAAACAAAGAAAUCUACAUCUACAGUCGAUAAUCAUGAUCAUAAUCUUGAUCAUCAUCAAACAGUUGAAGAACCUGAGCUUGUUUCCCUUAGCUUAGGGAGAUUUUCAAGUGACUAUUCUAUAAAGGAUGGAAAGAGCAAGACUUCUAGCCAAGGGAAAGAUGAUAAUGAGAUAGCUAAUAAUGAAGGUCUUUUUCUUGGACUAGACUGCAAAUUUGAAGUUUCGGAAGUAAUUAAUGGGAAUGAACAGUCUUUGCGUCCUAGUCCCGUGGAUAGCUUUGAAGAACAACCCAAGGAAGAAGAUGGAGAGACCUGGCCGCCUAAGGUUCUAAAGAAUACUAUGCCAGGUGGAGAAGAUGAAGCUCUGCAACAGAACCCUCUCAAGAAAGCUAGGGUUUGUGUGAGAGCUAGAUGUGAUACUCCAACGAUGAAUGAUGGAUGCCAAUGGAGGAAAUAUGGACAGAAAAUUGCAAAGGGAAAUCCAUGCCCUAGAGCAUAUUAUCGCUGCACUGUUGCACCAUCUUGCCCAGUAAGGAAACAGGUUCAGAGGUGUGCAGACGAUAUGACCAUUUUAAUAACCACGUAUGAAGGAACACACAACCACCAACUUCCUCUUUCAGCAACAGCAAUGGCUUCCACCACUUCUGCAGCUGCUUCUAUGCUAUUGUCCGGUUCAUCUUCGAGCUCUCGAACAGGCCCCAACCACUCAUCACCCACCACAAGCAUCCCUGCUGAUCUGCAUGGGCUAAAAUUUUUCCUAUCCAAUAACUCCUAUGAUUCUAAGCAAUUCAACUUGCACAACUCUUCCCUUUCAACUUCACCUUCACACCCUACAAUCACUCUUGAUCUAACUAAUUCUUCAAACCCACCCUCAUCAUCAACUUUCAUUAAUAGACCAUUUUCUUCAACGUACCCUCCAGUUCCAAAAUUUGCUCCUCCUAAUACUCUAAACUUCGGUUCUUCUGAGUCUAGUGGAAUGCCUUGGAGCAAUGGGUUCUUUAGCUAUGGAAAUAAUACUUCUCAACCCUACAACAAGAACCCACUUAUUGGAAGUUUAAACCUAGGUAGAUCAAUCAUGGAAAACAACAUUUUUCAAUCCUACAUGCAAAAGAAAACUCCAGCUACUACCACCACUCAUCAACAGGCAUUACCAGAUACUAUAGCUGCUGCAACCAAGGCAAUAACAGCAGACCCAAGUUUCCAAUCUGCUUUAGCAGCUGCUCUCACAUCUAUCAUUGGCACUGGAAAUAGCGGCAGCAGUGGCGUUGGCAGUGGUGGUGGUAGUUUAAAUCUUGGUAGUGGGGAUAACAUGGCACAAAAUUUGAAGUGGGGUGAAAAUUUUUCAGUGGCUAGCAGUUGCUCAUCAACAAUUACUACUCCUAAAGGCAAUGCAUGUGCAACAAGCUACCUGAACAAAACUACUUCAACAAACUCUCAGCCAGGAAAUUUGAUGUUACUGCCGCCUAAUUCGCUGCCAUUUUCUUCUCCUAAGAGUCCUAAUGACAGCAGAGACCACGCCAGUUAAUCAAUACUUGUUUGAAUGUCGAUUUUUUUUUUCGUCAAUAGCCUGUAAUAAUUAAUAUGUGACAAAUUUUUUUUGGCAUGGAUGGUGACAACAAACAAAGGAAAAUGGAUUAAAGGACUUUUCUUUUUUA